GUCUCCCAAGAAAAGCAAAGGGGGUCCAAACGCCAACUUUGCAAGGCUGCAAGCGGAAAGCAAAGCGUAGAAGCUUUUCGUUCUCCUUCUCUCGCGCUCCAUCGGACGAUAAAACAAAAGGAAGAGCCGCCCCCGCCCCUUCCCUCGUUGCCUCGUCUCCCUCAUCAGAAGCACCUGAGAGAGGGGCGGAUGGCGAGCCUGGUGGGAUGGUGGGGGCGGGAGGAAGAUUACGGCGGGGUGGAGUUCUGGACGAGCCCCGAGAGGACCGGCUGGCUGAUGAAGCAGGGGGAGUACAUCAAGACGUGGCGUCGCCGGUGGUUCGUGCUGAAGAGCGGCAGGCUCUUCUGGUUUAAGGAGGCCGUGGUGACGCGCGCCUCCCGCCCACGCGGUGUCAUCCCCGUCAGCACCUGCCUCACCGUCAAGGGCGCCGAGGACGUCCUCAACAAGCCCUUCGCCUUCGAGAUCUCCACCAGCUCCGACACCAUGUACUUCAUCGCCGAUUCCGAGAAGGAGAAGGAGGAGUGGAUCAACUCCAUCGGUCGCUCCAUCGUCCAGCACUCCCGAUCCGUCACCGAUUCGGAAGUCGUCGACUACAGCUCCAAGCGCGAUGAUCCCUAGGGCCAUCGCUAGAUCGGAGAAAGCAGAAAGUUGGGUCAUGCUUAGCAAUGAAUCUCAUUAGGGCCCCCCCUUGCACAAAUUUCCGUCUCUACGUCUUCGCUCUCUGAUCUCUGGUCUAAUUUUCGUACUCUCUCUCCCUCUUUCUCUUAUCGUCCUUGUCGCCAUUGUGUAUCUAUACUCUCUGUUGCGGGUUAGAGACGUUCUCUUGCAGGUUUUGCUCUUUGGUUUCGCCUUCCCCCUUUUUAUCUAUAUAUAUAAUGUAAAUAUUGCUUUCCAUGCGAGUAAAUAUAAAUUUUAGGCAUCUCAAACCCUUUCUUUCUUC
Nymphaea colorata (pocket water lily) is the source of this 940-nucleotide messenger RNA. RefSeq names its product pleckstrin homology domain-containing protein 1-like. Bases 190 to 618 code for a protein of 142 amino acids. The record is from RefSeq and is a predicted model, not a curated record. The transcript has a single exon. Lineage: Eukaryota; Viridiplantae; Streptophyta; Magnoliopsida; Nymphaeales; Nymphaeaceae.